CGGGUAAAUUUGAACUUCAACGUUAUCAAUAAACUAAUAAAAGACAAAGAAAGCAUAAGCAGGACAUAAUCAAAUUCACGUGAAGAUUAACGCGUGGAAGUAUCUCGUCCGGAGUGUGGGUGGGGUGGUUGAGGUUCGCACACGUCCCUAUCAGAAGGGUGGGCCUCCCACCGGACCAAUCAGAAACCUUCUGACCCAAGACACUUCCUGUUUUAAUUUGGAGACGAGCCCGCCUGUCUUUUUUAUGAGGCAGCGGUGGACCAAUAAGUAAAUGCAAGACUAACACGGACCAAUCAAAAAUCUUGUGACCCAUCGAGUCGAUGACGACAUUCUGCCAGCCCUCCAUUGGAGGGGCAGUCGCUUUGGUGUCAGCUGGUUUGGAGUCAACUUGUACACAAACUAGAUCAAAAGAAUUUCGGGGGCAACAAACCGGCAACAAAAAAUAAAAUAAAAAUAACUGGACCGGGGGGGGACACUCGUUGUACCUUGGCCAAGUCUCAUGACGGCAGUAGUGUAAUAACAAUCCCUCCCGGGCUAACUGGCUAGCUGGUUAGCCAUUUGUUCGCAGUCAUGGCUUCUAGGCAGCUGAGUUCCAGGCAGCGGGAGAGGAAACUACAACGGGACGACGACGACGACGAUGACGACUCGGAAGCCGAGGAAACGAGCCCGAGCCGCAGCCCCAGCCCGAACCUUAGCCGGGGUCCGCGUAGGUCGCAGAUCAUCCACAGCGGGCACUUCAUGGUAUCCUCGCCGCACAGCGAGCACCCGCCGAAGAAAGGCUACGACUUCGACACCGUCAACAAACAGACCUGUCAGACGUAUCACUUCGGCAAGGCUAGCACGUCUCACAUCUCGAUCGACGCCUCGCUCACCAAACUCUUCGAGUGCAUGACGCUGGCCUACAGCGGUAAACUGGUGUCUCCCAAAUGGAAAAACUUCAAAGGUCUGAAGCUGCUGUGGAGGGACAAGAUCCGUCUCAACAACGCCAUCUGGAGGGCCUGGUACAUGCAGUAUGUGGAGAGAAGACAAAAUCCCGUUUGUCAUUUUGUGACCCCUCUGGACGGAAACAUAGACCUGGAAGCGCAUCGCUCUUCAGAGAUGAUCACCACAGAGGGCAAAUGCUGGAAGAGAAGAAUAGAAAUAGUCAUCAGAGAGUAUCACAAGUGGAGGACCUACUUCAAGAAAAGAUUGCAGAAGCACAAGGAUGAUGAUCUGUCAAGUUUGCUCAAGGGACCCAAGGAGCAGUUAGCGCUGUUUGGGGAAGUCUCUCCAGACAUGCUCCGUGCUUGCUUUUGUCAGGAUGAAGAGAGUGAGGCCCCGGUGCCCAUGGAGCUGGAGAGCCUCUUCGACAUGGAGGUGCUGAUGUCCGAGGUGUCUGACACGCUCUUCUCCACCUUGGUCUCGCACCAGACCACCUCCUGGCCCAACCCCAAAGAGAACGCUCAUGCGGUGAAUGCAGACAUGAUCCAACCGGGUCUCAUGCAGUUGCAGCCCAAUCUGGACUUCUCUUUCGAUCCACUACAAGACUUAUUUCACAGUUUCCGUCCGCCCGUCUUCCUCCCCGUUUCCCCCACCGCACCAUCAGUCACCCCCCUGCCCAGCAGCAGCUCUCCGUCGCAGGGCCAGUUAUUGUCAUCCAUGCAGCUCACGGAUAGCCAAAUCCCAUCUCCCAUGGCCAGUGCCACCAGUGGGACCAGUGCCGGUACCAUUGAGGACAACUACUUGCCUCUUUAUCCGGGGCAGGUGGGGCUCAGCGACCACCCCGAUGCCUCCCCCCACAAUUCCCUGGUGUCCCAAUGCCUGCCGGGAGCCGUGGCACCCAUGGUCCCCUCUACCUUGGACCCCACAGCGGCCUUGGGCGAAACCCCGCCGGCUGUCAAUUCCGCGUGCACGCAUCCCUCGCCACCCGCCCCCCGGCUGUCGUCCCUGGUUCCGCUGUUAGCCGCCCCGAAGCCGCCGCCGCCUCACACCUUCGCCCGCCCUCGACACCUCCAGCCGACCAAUGCCAACAAAAAACGAGACUUGAAGAAGAUUUCCCCUGCUAACCCGAUUGCACCACAGCAGCUCUUCAUCACAGGCGUCAUCCCAGCAAUGAAAAGUGACGUGACUUCAUCUCCCGGUGUGCUGAUCACACAUUGUGGCGUGGCUGGUGGAUUCUCUGUCGUACCUCAAAGCCAAAAGUCUCCUCAGUGUAUUGUCCCCUCUGAGAACUCGUUUUCCUCCAGCCAUCGAAACCAGGAGAGCUCCUGUGGUGUCGUUCAAGGCCAGGCAAAAUCCGGCCAAGGCUCCCCUUGCGCUUUAGAUCAAGUUCCAAGUCCACAGUCCCUGAUCAGCAGCAGCACAACACCUCAGAUUCCAAGGAGAGCACGCAUCGCCGAGCAGAAGCGACGAUCAAAUAUAAACCACUGCUUCAAAGCGCUCGGCGACCUGGUUCCCACUCUCAACAACUCCCCAGCCAAUAUCAGUAUUGCAGUCACAAUGCAAAAGACGGUGGAACACGUCGAGAAGCUCAAGCAGGAGAGGGAGCAAAUGCAAGAAGACAUCAGGAAUCUGCAGGAGGAGAUCACAAGCCUCAAAGCCUCCAUUAACCUGUGUCACGAUCAGAUGCCAGCCACGGGAGCGCAGGUCACGCAGCGACGCUUUGACCACAUGCAGCACAGGUUCACGGAGUACGUCAAGCUGCGUUCCCGGCAAGACUGGAAGUUCUGGAUUGUAUCCUCUUUCUCGUCGUUUGUAUUUACAGUAUGAGAGCGUACAAGUCACAUUCUCUCGGUCCGUAAUUAAGACGCUUCUUUGUGUGUGUGUGGGGAAAUUUACUGUGGUCGGAAGGAAUCCUCGGUGGAACAGUUGCACAUCAUCAUCACCUGGCUUCGGUUUUGGGCUCCACAAAAAUGUUGCGGAAGAUGGAGCCGCUUUCAAAGACCUGCUUUGCUCUCCCUUGAAUCAAGUGUCACGUUGAACCCUUGUAAAAUGUGCGCCACGUGUUCUAGAAUGUUCUUUCGGCUUCAAGAUGACGUGUAAAAAUCAGCGCUACAGAGAAGCCAUGUCAUUUUUUUUCUACUUUU
Hippocampus comes (tiger tail seahorse) is the source of this 3065-nucleotide messenger RNA. RefSeq names its product MLX interacting protein (gene mlxip). NCBI's taxonomy places the organism in Eukaryota, Metazoa, Chordata, Actinopteri, Syngnathiformes, Syngnathidae. Gene Ontology annotation, molecular function: protein dimerization activity; RNA polymerase II cis-regulatory region sequence-specific DNA binding; DNA-binding transcription factor activity, RNA polymerase II-specific. Gene Ontology annotation, cellular component: nucleus. The transcript has 15 exons. The record is from RefSeq and is a predicted model, not a curated record. Bases 571 to 2748 code for a protein of 725 amino acids. Gene Ontology annotation, biological process: regulation of transcription by RNA polymerase II.